AAUAGUUUAUUUGCCCUGUCAAAGAACACUUUCGCUUUUCGGUAGACUGUCGAAAGUUGAUGAUAAGCGUCUCUGGAUAUUGGGAUUACUGUUUGUCAGUCUCUAAGAAGAAAUAUCUUCUGGAAUUAUCUUUUUAAUACUUAACUGUAGAUUGUGUGGAAGAUUUCGCAGGAAGUUUGAACAGACAGAUCUAUUCACAAUAUGGACACACAAAAACCACCCUGGUUCAUCCGAGUGGCUUGUGGACAAAGCCCCGCCUCCUCAGGGGCAGAGUCAGAUACUGAGGGCAGUAGUACUGAAAGUGAGAGAUCCCAUGCCAGACAGAUGAGUGUUGACUCCACCAAGUGCCUGAUCUCGCCCUCUGUGAUGCAGAAGCGAAUCACAGAGCUUGACCAGCAGAAGGAGGAGCUAAAAAUAGAGCUGCAGCUGGAGAUUGCCCUGUUACAGGGCGAGCUGCAGAUGGAACAAGAGCAUCUGCUCAAACACACUGCACAACUGCAGAAACUGCAGGAGACCAGAAAACAGAAGCAGAUACAGAAAGAUGCCACCACACAGCAGGAGCGUGCACAGCUGGAGCAGGAAAGGCUCAGGGUGGAGGAGCUGAAGAGAAGGUGGUCAGAGAAAGGCAUCACAAAUCCAAGCAGCCCGAGAGAGCAGCAGGUGUUUCGACAUGAGAAGGAGGCAGUGGACACAGCAGUGCGAGCAUUUGAGGACUGGGAGUUCCAUGUACUUGAAUUAGAGAGUGGAUUGGAGGAAGAACACAGCCUGGGCGAGAUAGCGAGAGAGAUCAGCCAUGAACAGCACACAGUCAACAGCACUCAGGAGCAGGUCCAGCAGCUGCAACAGCAGCUGAAAGAGAUGGAGAGAGAGAAAGAGCGAGAGCUAAAUGCCCUCCGGCAGGAGAGAAGGGAACUUCUCCACAAAUCCCAGCGGGAACCUUUGAAGGAAGCACCCGCAGUUCCCCGUAAACGCAGUUCACAUCGUAAACUUUCAGAGAAGCUGCCAAUAUCACAAGGACCCCUGAGGGUGAUGCCAGAUAGGUCAAACCCUGAAGUUAGUCCACCUCUUCCCCACCCAGCACACAGACUCAGUAAUGGGAAUGCUAAUGCGAGUACAAAUGGUAAUGGCUUCCUCACACCAUGUAACAGUGCCAACAGCUCCCGAGCUGCCAGCCCCAAUGUGUGUCUUCUGGACCUUGUGGAGAUUGAGAGGAAAUUACGAGAGGCAAAAGCAGAGAGAGAACGCUUGCUCAAGGAAAGGGAGAGGAGACAGCUUGUGGUAGACGACAGACAGAGAGAGCUGGAGGCUGUGAACACGCAAAUACAUUCACACACACAUUCACAAACAAACAUGAAAUCACACUCACAAAAACGCCUGUACACCUAUACUCACACACAUUCUGAGGAGCACAAACCUAGUCUACUCCAGAGCCCCCCUGAGCAGGGUGUUCCGCUCUUCCUAACUGUGAACUUUGACCUGCGGGCUCAUGUGGAGUCUCUUGGUCAUGGUGUGGCAAGCUGUUUGGGUGUGCAGCUGUCUCCACGGCAGUGUGGGGGUUUCCUAACGAAGCAAGGCGGUCGAGUAAAGACAUGGAGGAGAAGGUGGUUCCUCUUUGACCUGGACCACCGUCGACUAGCUUACUACACUGAUCAUGAUGAAAAGAAACUGAAAGGGGUGAUCUACUUCCAAGCCAUAGAGCAAGUUUACUGUGACCAUCUGUGUACAGCUACCUUAUCACCACGGCCAAGCUUGACGUUCUGUCUGAAGACAUACGAACGGCUUUUCUUCCUCGUGGCCCCCAGCGCAGAGAGCAUGCGCAUCUGGAUGGAUGUGAUUGUCACAGCUACAGAUGAGCACAGCAGAUAUUGACCAACAUGCACCACGACAACUUCAAACCUGGAGCUGUGUGGCAGGUGCUGCUGUGCAGACCACAGAAACUCAGCAAGAUUUUUCACUAAAACAGGCGUAUCAGGCUGAACUCAACAUGGGAAAAACAAUGACAACACAGAUCUGAUAAGAUAAUCAGAAACUGCGAGCCCCAUCUUGGGAGGACUUACAUGUGGAUUAGCCUGCUGAGUCAUGUCUUGGUACCUGCCAGCUGCUGUAGCAUGAAGGCUGAAGUCUUGAUGCCAGUCCGUUAAUCGAAGUCAUCCAAAGAUCUGCUACAAAAUUUUACAUUUUAGUAAAUGCUGCAAGAUUCCAUGAACAAGAGAAAAUCACUAGCCCAAAGGAGUAUAGGCCCUGAAAUCGUUAACUCAUGGGUUAUUUUUACCCAGGGAACCUGGUUAGUUUUGAAUGCAAAUCCACUUAACAGCAUUACCUUGUGGUACUCUGUCACAGCUACAGGCUAGCUGCUUAUAUCCUUAAUAUCCUAGGCCUUAUGAAUAAAACCUUGCAUAGAUUUGACAUUUCAGAUUAGAUGUACACAACAGAAGUUCAGAUUUAUGGAUCUUUGCUUAUACAAAGUCCCAUGCACAUUUCUUUGUACAUCACAUUCAAUAUACAAAUGAGUCCACAUACAGUGGCCUCUCAUCCAGCCUUUUCUUUAAACCAGAGAAUCCAGAUCCUUGAUGGAAUAUUGAAGUUAACAUAAAUACCUCAAUAUUUGCAUGUGCUUGUUAAUAAAGAUUUGCAAAGGCAAUGGGGAAGAAGCAAUGGGGAACUGAAAAAGAAGCCUGAAAUGAAUGUACUUGUUAGAGAAGUGAAAAUUAUUAAGUGGCUUGCUGUCUAUGAUUAGUGAUAAAUGCAUUCUUAUAGUGACAGAGUGCGACAGCAGUCAUAGGUCCUGACAGCAUAGAGAGGCGAACAAUAUCCAAUAAAGCUCCAAUAUUAACGUUUAUCAGCACUGAUGUUAAAAGAACAGUGUUGACUGGUACAGGCACUGGAAGGAUGAGACAUGAAGUCCCAUAAUUGUCUGAGAAACCCUCAUAUUAGAUAAGAAAACAUUCAGUAGAUUAGAGAAUAACAUCACAAAAAAAUACACAAUAUGAACACAGACAGAGAAACACAGAGAAGCAAAUCUGUACUUUUUAUUAUUGAAAGCCAUUAUCAUUUUUGCUAAUUGAAAAGUAUGCCCAGAACCUGUCUGUGAUCAGGACUUGCAGAGGCACAGGUAAAGCUCUAAAGGUAAAGCAAAAUGUAUGUGAAAACAGGCAUAUGCAACUUUUAUGUUAUAGGACCACUGAUGAACAUUUACGACCAGCAUAAAACGGAAAUCUAUUGGCUGCUGCCAUCCUGUGGUCACUUUAAGAAGCUGAAAUGUAUUCUAAUAAACUAAGUAACUAAACAACUGGAAAAAUGUUUUAAAAAAAAUUAAAUUUAAAUUCUUACAGGCUACAUUAUUUAUUAAAAUGGUAUUAUAACAUUGAACUGUAAAAGCUGUAAAAGCAUUGGUCUGAGUGUCUUGCAUAUUUUUUUCAGGAUUGCAGAAACGACAACAUAAUGUGUAAAACUUUAUGAAUGAUAUCAUACCUUUUUGUACAAGUUGUUCCAUACAUUUGUCUAUGAAAAACAAAAGGUGUGUUGUUGUGCUCAAUUCAAGAAAAUAUUGUAGGUGCAUAAAGCAAACAUUGAAAAAAAAGGUCUGCAAAAAUGAAAAAUGUGGCCUGCAUACUACCAAAAAAAUCAUUGUUAUUCCAUUAGUAUGUGAAUCCAACAA
This is a messenger RNA of Electrophorus electricus (electric eel), 3658 nucleotides long. RefSeq names its product pleckstrin homology-like domain, family B, member 3 (gene phldb3). The record is from RefSeq and is a predicted model, not a curated record. Lineage: Eukaryota; Metazoa; Chordata; Actinopteri; Gymnotiformes; Gymnotidae.